GUAGCGUUACACUCCGAGUCAUCGUGGAUUAAGAAUCCAUGUCAGGUUUUCACGAAUCCCUGCGGCUCAGACGGCUCCCGCAGAACACUGCUCUCCACUGCACUGGCUCUGCGUGCUGGAAGCCCGCUCCGCGCUGCUUCCACCAAGUGUCUGAACACUGUGAGCGGGAUCUCUUCCAGAGGCGAGCCGCUGAAACUUGCCCAGUCUCUACAGUCUGAUUCAGGGGAGCCAAGAGCACAGCAUCGGUGGCUAUAAGUAGGCUUUUCUUCACAUCUCCCCGUCAUCAGACACUGAAAAAACUCCCACUCUGUGUUGUCACUCUUAGUCACCCAGUCUUUAUUUAUUUAUUUAUUUUUUCGUCGCUUCUCUUCUCCUCUUGUUUGUUGCUGCUGCAUCGGGAGUGAGUGCGCAGCGGAGCGCCGCGACUUGAUGAGCCGCUCAGAGAGGUGCUGUGAGGUGUUGAUGAGUUAGGACUGAGCGCAUAGCAACAUCUUGCAUGCUAUGGAGAUGCGUGUCCGGCACAGGGGGGAUGUGUGCGGGCUGAGAGGGGGACUCUUCGCCUGAUAGCCAGCCGCUCUGUCCCAGAUUAAGGGGAGGGGGGGGGGAAAGCAUGCCUCAGACCUGCAGACCAACUCUCUUCGCUGCAGAGGAGUUCCCACCAGACUGUCUUUUCACAAUCUGACAUAUUUUUCAAAAAUCACAUUUAAUUUCUUCCCGAACUGACUUUUUUUCUUUGCCAUUUUGGCGACUCCGCUGCUUUUCAUAAAAGGGAGAAGAUCGAUAAUGAACAUCUCUGAGACCAGUUGGCUUGGACUUUUCUAAUCAGAAGCUAUUAGCCACAACACUAACCUGCCUCAAAUCAUCAAUACUCAGCACCAUGGCAUGCUGCCUGCGGACACUACACACCUUUUGCUGGUUUCUCAUCACUUUAACCCAAGUACACUCCACAGAGGGGUUUAGCAGAGCUGCCCUGCCGUUUGGCUUAGUACGGAGAGAAUUGUCUUGUGAGGGUUACCCCAUUGAUCUUCGGUGUCCAGGCAGCGAUGUCAUAAUGAUUGAAAGCGCCAACUAUGGCCGAACAGACGACAAGAUAUGCGACGCAGACCCUUUCCAGAUGGAGAACAUCAACUGCUAUCUUCCAGAUGCCUACAAGAUCAUGUCACAAAGAUGCAACAAUCGCACCCAGUGCAUCGUGAUCACAGGUUCAGAUGUCUUCCCUGACCCCUGCCCAGGGACCUACAAGUAUCUGGAAGUCCAGUAUGAGUGUGUGCCCUACAGUCCAUGUCCAACCAGAAUAGGACCAAGAACACAGAAUGUAUCCUAUCACAACUGCCCUGAAGUGGAGCAAAAAGUUUUUCUUUGUCCUGGGACUCUGAAAGCUGUCGGUGACCCUUCCUUUCGGUUUGAGGUGGAGCAACAAGCUGGGGCCUGGUGCAAAGACCCCCUUCAAGCUGGCGACAAAAUCUACUUCAUGCCCUGGACUCCUUACAGGACAGAUACAUUAAUCGAAUAUUCCUCCCUAGAUGAUGUUCAAAAUGCCCGGCAAACCAUCACCUAUAAGUUGCCUCACCGGGUGGACGGGACUGGAUUUGUGGUCUACGACGGGGCUGUGUUUUUCAACAAGGAGCGUACACGCAACAUUGUGAAGUUCGAUCUGCGAACUCGAAUCAAAAGCGGAGAAGCAAUUAUUAAUAACGCCAACUACCACGACACGUCACCCUACAAAUGGGGAGGCAAAACAGACAUCGACCUGGCGGUGGACGAGAAUGGGCUUUGGGUGAUCUAUGCCACCGAGCAGAACAAUGGCAUGAUGGUUAUCAGCCAAUUGAACCCAUACACACUUCGGUUUGAGGCUACCUGGGAAACUGCGUAUGAUAAGCGCUCAGCCUCCAAUGCCUUCAUGGUUUGUGGAGUACUUUAUGUUGUGCGCUCCACCUAUGAAGACAAUGAAAGCGAGGUCAGCAAGAGCCUAAUAGAUUACAUUUAUAACACCAAACAGAAUCGUGGGGAAUUUGUUGAUAUCCACUUUCCCAAACAGUACCAGUACAUUGCAGCUGUGGAUUAUAAUCCCAGAGAUAACCAACUCUAUGUGUGGGAUAACUUUUACGUCCUGAGGUACAACCUGGAGUUUGGCCCGCCUGACCCAGCGCAUGCACCGCCUCUGUCAGAAGUCAUUACAGCCACGCAGCCUCAGAGAACUACGACCGUCACUACAACAACCACAGCACACUGGGGUGCGGCCAACACCACCACAACAGUGCUUAAGGAAGGCAGCAGGCGAGCACCCAAGCCGCCGCCUGUAAUCCCACAGACAACUUCUCCCCCGCCUCUGGAGUCCUUCCCUUUACCGGAGCGCUUCUGCAAAGCCGCCGAGAAGAGAGACAUAAUGUGGCCUCAGACCCAGAGGGGCAUGUUGGUGGAGAGACCUUGUCCGAAGGGAACGCGAGGCACGGCAUCCUAUUUAUGUCUUCUUUCCACUGGGGACUGGCACCCAAAGGGCCCUGAUCUUAGCAACUGUACCUCCCACUGGGUCAACCAGCUGGCCCAGAAGAUCCGCAGCGGUGAAAACGCAGCUAACUUGGCCAACGAGUUAGCCAAGCACACCAAAGGCCCGAUCUUCGCCGGAGACGUCAGCUCUUCUGUGCGUCUGAUGGAGCAGCUGGUGGACAUCCUCGAUGCUCAGCUGCAGGAGUAUAGGCCAAGCGAGAAGGAUUCUGCCGGAAGAAGCUUCAAUAAGCUUCAAAAACGAGAAAGGACAUGCAGGGCAUACAUGAAGGCCAUGGUGGACACGGUGGACAACCUUUUGCGACCAGAGGCCCUGAAGUCAUGGCAUGACAUGAACAGCACAGAACAAACUCAUGCGGCCACCAUGUUAUUGGACACUCUGGAAGAGGGUGCCUUUGUCCUUGCUGACAACCUUAUGGAGCCUGCAAUCGUCAAGGUUCCCGCAGAUAAUAUAAUCCUGGAUGUGUAUGUGCUCAGCACAGACGGCCAAGUCCAGGACUUUAAAUUUCCACAGUCAAGCAAGAAUGGGAUCUCAAUCCAGCUGUCUGCCAACACCGUCAAGCUCAAUAGUCGAAACGGAGUCGCCAAGUUAGUUUUUGUGAUGUACAAAAACCUGAGCCAGUUCCUGGGCACAGAAAACGCCACCAUCAAGAUGGCCAAUGAGGCCUAUGGUCGCAACGUGACGGUGGCUGUCAAUUCUGACAUCAUCGCUGCCUCAAUCAACAAAGAGUCUAGCCGCGUGUUUAUUAAUGACCCUGUCAUUUUCACCUUGCAGCACAUUGACAUGGAGCACUACUUCAACUCCAAUUGCUCCUUCUGGAAUUAUUCUGAAAGGAGUAUGAUGGGCUACUGGUCCACCCAAGGCUGCAAACGUCUGGACUCAAAUAAAACACACACCACCUGCGCAUGCAGCCAUCUCACCAACUUUGCCAUUCUUAUGGCACAUCGGGAAAUUUCAGGCAGCGUUCGAGAACACCACGAGCUGCUUCUUACAGUCAUCACUCGGGUUGGCAUUGUGGUGUCCCUUGUCUGCCUGACCAUCUGCAUAUUUACCUUCUGCUUUUUCCGGGGCCUGCAGAGUGAUCGCAACACCAUCCACAAGAAUCUGUGCAUUAAUCUCUUCAUCGCAGAGUUAAUAUUCCUAAUUGGUAUCGAUAUGACAGAACCCAGGAUUGGAUGCGCCAUCAUCGCUGGAAUCCUCCAUUUCUUCUUCCUAGCUUCCUUCUCCUGGAUGUGUCUAGAGGGAGUGCAGUUAUACCUCAUGCUCGUCGAGGUCUUUGAGAGCGAAUACUCCCGAAAGAAGUACUACUAUGUGUCUGGGUACCUGUUCCCGGCAAUCGUAGUUGGCGUCUCAGCAGCCAUCGACUAUGGGAGCUACGGGACCCAGAAAGCGUGCUGGCUGAAUGUGGACAAUCAUUUCAUAUGGAGUUUUAUAGGACCGGUCACCUUUAUCAUCAUGCUCAAUCUCAUCUUCCUGGUGAUCACGAUGUACAAAAUGGUGAAGCACUCUACCACCCUGAAACCAGACUCAAGUCGACUAGAGAACAUAAAGUCUUGGGUCAUGGGAGCUUUCGCCCUGCUGUGCCUGCUUGGUCUCACGUGGUCCUUCGGCCUCUUCUUUAUAAGUGAGGCCUCCAUUGUCAUGGCAUACCUGUUCACGAUAUUCAACACCUUCCAAGGAAUGUUUAUCUUCAUUUUCCACUGCCUUCUUCAGAAAAAAGUCCGUAAAGAGUACAGCAAGUGCUUCCGCCACACGUACUGCUGCGGCGGGCUGCCGACGGAGAGCUCGCACGGGUCUGCCAAGACCUCCACCGCACGGACCAGCGCACGCUACUCUUCUGGUACACAGAGUCGUAUCAGGAGAAUGUGGAAUGACACCGUAAGAAAGCAAUCUGAGUCCUCCUUUAUCUCAGGUGACAUCAACAGCACCUCCACCCUUAACCAAGGAAUGACUGGGAAUUAUCUACUAACAAACCCUCUCCUGCGACCACAAGGCACUAACAACCCUUAUAACACCUUACUGGCUGAGACAGUCGUGUGUAACACCCCCACAGCUCCAGUGUUUAACUCACCAGUGACCUUCAGAGAGACAAGGCAUUCACUGAACAGUGUGGUGAGGGAUACAAGUGCAAUGGAUACACUACCGCUAAAUGGUAAUUUUAACAAUAGCUACUCACUCCGUAACGGGGACUUUGGUGACAGUGUGCAGGUAGUAGACUGCGGACUCAGCCUGGACGACGCUGCCUUCGAGAAAAUGAUCAUCUCCGAGCUUGUGCACAACAACCUGCGUGCCUGUAACAAAAGCCACCAACAGCAACAGCACUCCAGUUUACAUCACCCAACCCACCGCCAGCAGCCGCCUCCGCCGCCACUGUACCACCAUCACCACCACACGGAGCGGGCUCCCCCCAAGGUGACUGUGGUAGGUGGCAGCAGCAGCGAAGACGACGCUAUUGUGGCUGACGCUUCAUCUUUGGUCCACGUGGGCGAUGCAGUGGGCCUGGACCUGCACCACCAGCAGGAGCUGGAAGCACCUCUCAUCCCCCAGCGGACUCACUCACUUCUGUACCCACCCCAGAAGAAGGUGAGGACCGAUGGGGGAGUUGAUACCUUUGUCAGCCCACUGACACCCACCAACCCCGAUGACAGUCCGCAGUCCCCAAAUAGAGACUCUUUAUACACUAGUAUGCCCAAUAUUAGAGACUCUCCAUGCCCUGAGAGCAGCCCCGAUGUCGUGGAGGAUGUCUCCUCCACCAAAGAUAGCGAGAAUGAGGAUGUUUACUACAAAAGCAUGCCCAACUUAGGGGCAGGCCAACAGCUCCAAGCCUAUUACCACAUAGGCCAAGGGACCAGCGAUGGCUACAUUAUUCCAAUUACUAAAGAGGACUGCAUCCCUGAAGGUGAUGUACAAGGACAGAUGCAGUUAGUGACAAGCCUUUAAAUGUAUUUAAAUCAUUCCCUUACCCUGCUUCCCUGAAACAAACCUGACUUCCUUCAAGACACACGUGUUGAAGGCAGGACAAGUGUUUUGUUUUGCUUUGUUUUAUAAGAGAGCCCAGAAGUUCCACCACACACGCGCACACACACACACACGCACGCAUGCACGCUGGAUAUCUACAGAUUUCUCCUCUGUCAUCCGUGUUGCCAUCUCCUUUCCUGCAGACUCAGAGACCUGCAGCACAGUAACGGCAGAGACAUGUUUUCAAGAGACUGUACAUAAAACGGAGAUUCAGAUUUUAAUUUUAAGAGACAAGCCAACAAUGUAUUUAAAUGUGCUGCUGCUGUUGAGUUAUUGAGAAAACUGAAGGUGUAAAAACAUAAAAAUAAAAUUAAAAAAGAUAAAAACUAAGAAAAAAAAAAAAAAAAACAUUACAGGUGACAUCCAAACAGCAAUUUAUCUCUCAAAAGGUUGUACAUACACUUCCCAACAUCCAUGCUGAACCAUCAUUUUUGUUGUUGUUUUUUUUUUUUUUUUUU
Molecule: messenger RNA, 5982 nt
Organism: Girardinichthys multiradiatus
Lineage: Eukaryota; Metazoa; Chordata; Actinopteri; Cyprinodontiformes; Goodeidae
Gene: adgrl2a
Product: adhesion G protein-coupled receptor L2a
Exons: 25
Coding region: 878-5446 (1522 amino acids)
Biological process (GO): brain development; adenylate cyclase-activating G protein-coupled receptor signaling pathway; cell surface receptor signaling pathway
Cellular component (GO): membrane; neuron projection
Molecular function (GO): carbohydrate binding; G protein-coupled receptor activity
Source: RefSeq, a predicted model, not a curated record